CCUUUCCCUCUCGGUUAUUAGGGAUGCUGUAGGGCGGAGGAUCCGGAAGGCGGGAGGAAAUGAAUAGUACGUCCGUCUUAAGUGGUAUGGUAAUGUCAAUGUUUCCCCCAGGGUUGUGUCGUUAGUAUGCAAUACAGCCACUUGAAUCCUUGCGUGCCACGAAUCCCGCUGUGAAUAUGUGCGUCCAGUUGCCUGCGUCGUGCAGAUACGCCUUGCUCACUGUCAGAGGUAGGGGUGUAUGUGCUGAUGCUCUUGCGUAGGACCAUGCAGUGCGGUGUGUGAUUAUAUAUAACUGUGGUGAUGGUGUGCCCCCUGACGGGAGGAAUCGCAGACUUCAUUUUUCACUUCGACGGAUUCGGUUAGUCAUUGUGAUAUCGGAUUGUUCAAGAUGGCAGGUAGCGGUAGCGACGUUACGAAUAACCACGAUGUCGAGAAAGGGCUUCAUCGAACGGAUACGGCCGUCACAAUGCCUCCGGAGCUCUUCGAAAAGCUUUAUCUUACCCCGAAAGUCCCAAAAGUAGGCGAUUAUAACUUGCGGUUCGCCAACCCUACCGCACUCGGCUUCGUCGGUUUCGUCAUCUCAACUUUCACGUUCUCCAUGGUCUUGAUGGGCUGGGGCGGCUCCGAGGGCUUCUCGCCAGUCGUCGGCAUCUUCUUCUUCACGGGGCCCUUGCUCCUGACGUUCACCAUGGUCUUCGAGUGGGUGAUGGGGAACUUCUUUCCGAUGAUGGUCAUGGGCCUUUUCUCCGUGUUUUGGCUGUCCUUUGGCGUCAUCCAGCUGCCGACCUUGAACCUAUCACUGCCCUAUGCGACGAGCGGCGACCCUACCGGCGCUACAUCGCCCGCUUUCAACACGGACGUAGGAUUAUAUCUUCUCGUCUGGGGCUUCGCGCUGUUCACCUUCUUCAUUUUCACGCUGAAGAUCAACACCGUGUUCGCACUUAUCUUUGGGCUCGUCAGUGCGGCUGCCUGGAUAUUGUCAGCUGCUUAUUUCAAGGUAGCAGCCGGCGAUUUCGAAACAGCCGGUAAACUUCAAAAGGCCGGAGGCGCCCUCCUCUUCGUCGUCGCCGCAUUGGGCUGGUACAUGACGUUCAUCAUCAUGGCAGGCGAGAUGCGCAUCACGUUGAAUCUACCCGUGGGCGACCUGAGCCGUUUCUGGCCGCGCACCGACAUUGACCUGGCCGCGGCGGCCGCGACUUCGACGCGGGAGCACGGAGAUUGAGUAAAGGAUUGUAGUUCUCCGGCUCUGGGUGUCGUGAACGUGGCGGCAGGAG
Molecule: messenger RNA, 1274 nt
Organism: Xylaria bambusicola
Lineage: Eukaryota; Fungi; Ascomycota; Sordariomycetes; Xylariales; Xylariaceae
Product: GPR1/FUN34/yaaH family-domain-containing protein
Exons: 7
Coding region: 389-1222 (277 amino acids)
Cellular component (GO): plasma membrane
Molecular function (GO): acetate transmembrane transporter activity
Source: RefSeq, a predicted model, not a curated record